UAUGUUGGCCUAAAUCUUCUCGAAUGUAGAUCAGAAGAAAGGGAGAUUUACUUGAAAGCGGCAUUGAAGACUUUGAUUAGAUCUGGACAAUGAAUUGGACAAUGGAUAUUGAUUUUCAAAAUAAAUCUGCUUUGACUUAAAUAAAUGUGAAAUAUGUAUCAAUAAUCUCUGAUGUUUAAAAACGGAUUCAGAUAACUUUUUGGAAACGUUUACAGCAUUGUUUUUGAAAGAUGAAAAGAGCAGAAUGCCCAAAAGAAUUCAAAUUGAUGCACCAAGUGCUUUGUGUGACCUCUGUGGAUUUGAUGAGAAAAACUCUAUAUGGUUUUGUGGAACUUCACAUAUUACCACUAAAUCCAAAUAUCUCAAAGGUUAAAAUUAACAGCAGACAAUGCCAGGUGUACAGAGUUUGUGUCAAAGGACAUGGAUUUCCCAAAUGGUUGGAAGCAAGUUUUCAGCUUUCGGAUAAUGCAAAAAUGGUAUGCCAGGAAGGGAAAAAGCGCAAUCUUGAAUAUUUUUAUACAAACUGGCAAAACAUAGUGUCAUCUUCAGAGACAAAUGAGGGUGGUGGAGAGCUCACAGUGAAACUUCCAAAGGAAACGGCAUCAUUGGCUGCAGCUGGUAGAUUUAUUCGAAUCAGCAUCGAGUUUGUCCUUGCAAAUCCAAAAGGUGGCAUUCAGUUUGUUGUUCCUAGUGGAGAAGGAACCUUAGCUGAGAGAGGAGCUCAUGUCUAUAGCUAUAAAUACGGAAAUUCUGCCAGGUUGUGGUUUCCAUGCAUCGACUCCUAUAACGAUGUUUGUACUUGGAAAAUCGACUUUACAGUUGACAAGGAUUUCACCGCGGUUUCUGCUGGGGAACUUCAAGAUAAAGUUCUCUCGCCAGACGAGAAGAAAGUUACAUUUAGAUAUAUCAUCACUACACCGACAUCAGCUCCCAAUAUUGGUUUCGCCAUUGGGCCUUUCGAGACCUAUAUUGACCCGAACAUGACUGAAGUCACAAAUUUCUGCCUACCUGGUCUUCUACCCUUGUUGAGGAACUCUGUUUCAUUUCUAUCUGAGAUAUUCUACUUCUUUGAAGAGAAUCUCAACUCUCGAUACCCUUAUAAUUCUUAUAAACAAGUCUUCGUGGAUGAAACACCCCAUGAAGUGCAAUCGUAUGCCUCAAUGUCGGUUUUAAGCACUAAUCUACUUCACUCAAACCGAAUCAUAGAUCAGACAAUUCUCACGAGAAUUGCCCUGGCCCAAGCGCUUUCCGAGCAGUUUUUUGGCUGCUUUGUUGUCAUGGGAUCAUGGGUGGAUUACUGGCUGCCAUUAGGAAUAUCUCGCUACUUGUGUGGCCUGUUCAUUAAAAAAGUGUUUGGAAACAACGAGUAUCGUUAUUAUAUUUCGAAGGAAAUGGAAUCCCUAUGCGCUUUCGAGGUUGAAGGUCCUGGACUUCCCCCUAUAUACCCUGUGCCACUAGCAGCUGAUCCACGCCAGACUGCCGGAGAUGUAAAGCAGAAUCUACCAGAAGCAAAUGCAACUACUGGAAUAACCAAACAUCAUCCUCAUUUGGUGUCACCGAGGCAGAAUGAAAUGCUGAAGACCAAGGCACAUUUGGUCAUUAGAAUGAUCGAUGGGAGAAUUGGGCAAGAGCUGCUUUUGCAGGCUUUGAACAAAGCUUUGUCACUCGCAAGUACUGCUGCAUCUGCUAAUCACUCGGAGCACAUGACAUGGAACAAUUUGCUUAUAUCCACCACAGGGUUUUUGAAGACAAUUUCUUCAGUUUCUGGCAAAGACAUCAACAAUAUAAUGGACCAGUGGAUCUGUCAUUGUGGCAUCACCAAAUUCAUGGGUAGCUUCACAUUUAAUAGAAAGCGAAACAUAGUUGAACUGGAUAUCACUCAAGAAAUGGGGAAAGGAUUUCAGAAAUAUGUUGGUCCACUUGUAGUGUCAAUACAAGAACUCGACGGUUCAUUUACGCAUACAGUACAAGUUGAAGACAUUGUGAGUCAUCAUGAGCUUCCUUGUCACUCGAAAAGUCGAAGAAACAAGAAAAAGAAGAUUCCACUUGUAACCGGAGAAGAAGUUGACAUGGACCUCAGCCAGACCAUCGACUCUGAUUCCCCUGUGCUCUGGCUACGUAUCGACCCGGACAUGGCUUGGGUACGUCAGGUUGCAUUGGAGCAACCAGAUUACAUGUGGCAGUACGAACUAAGACAUGAAAGAGAUGUGACAUCACAAAUCGAAGCAGUAAAAGCCUUGCAAAAAUUUCCAAGCUCCCAUGCGAAGGCUGCUCUCCUUGAUAUAGUUAACCAACAGGAAUGCUUUCACAGAGUCAGAGCAAUGGCUUCAAGUAGCCUAGUCAAGAUUCUCUCAGAUGAGCCUGAAGUUUGGGAAGGCGAGGAUACUCUCAUUACUUGCUAUCAGAAGUUGUAUGGUUCUCAGAGCUGUCCCUCUCUUCCAAGAUUCAAUGAUUUUUCAAGUCUGAUCUCAUAUUUUGUGCAAAAGGAACUGUCUGUCAACAUUUCAAAAUAUCGAAAUUCGCAUUUCCAGUGCCCGAUGAAGAUACUCCAGUUUGUGUUAGAUCUUAUUAAAUACAACGACAAUCGAUAUAAUAAGUUUUCAGAUGGGUUCUACCGAAGUUGUUUGAUUGAUGCUCUUACUAAUGCAGUCACGUCAGCUGUAACCAUGGUAGCCACUGAUAAUGAUGGCAAACAAUUGAUCCCUGCUCAAGAAGAUGCACAGCUCAUACUUUCUGAAAUCGUCAAAAGUCUGAAUCUUGAGAAACUUUUGCCAACAUAUCGAUACGCUGUCACACAAAGCUGCUUGAAAACAAUAAGAUCCCUGCAAGUGAAUGGCCACAUUCCUGCUGAAUCAGCUAUUUUUACAGUUUAUGCAGAGUAUGGCCAGUUCAUAGAUGUAAGGAAAGUUGCCAUUGAAUGCUUGGUUGAUUUCGUCAGAGUUGAAUCGAGUGACCGAGAUCUCAAAUGGCUUCUUGACCUCGUAUCGAGAGAUAAAGUUCCUGAAGCAAAAUAUCACGUGCUGCGGUCGCUGCACCAAAAUCCACCAUUCACAAGGAAGUCAGAUUCACAUUUAAACUCUCUGUGGCUUGUUGAGCGUUUGUGGGAAAUUCUCAACAUCGAUAGUACCUUUGACUAUCAGCUCAGAUGUGAAACCAUGGAGCUCUACAGCUGUCUUUAUGGACGUGUCACCCCGCCGUGUGUACCAUCUCAGGGGUUUGGAGUCGUGAUCGACCUUAAAGAGAGAACAGCUACAUCUAAUAUGUCGCCGAAGCCACGUCCACAUUCACCAGCCGUGCAUUAUGGUUAUGACGAAGAAAAUAUUGCCAAAAAGACACUAAAACGAAAGUUUCCUUCAACGACAUCAUCUCCAUUGCCAGACUACGUUGACUCUAAACCAAACACGCCAAUGAACUCAGAAUUGAGUAUGACUGCUGGAAACAAGCUUAAGCUGAAGAUCAAGUUAGGGGGUGAUGAUGCAAGUGGGGCGGAAAGUGGUGCUGAAACACAGUCCCCGAUGCCAAGCCAUGAGCUGAUUGGCGCAACAGGACUAACAGAAGAACAGCUUGCUAGGAAGUUCAAAAAGAAAAAGAAGAAGAAGCACAAGCACAAGGAUAAAAAGGACAAAGAUUUUGAUUCGGAUAGACUCGGUAGAUUAAGUACGGAUGGAAGUGUACCCCCGUCACCUUUUGAUAACUUUAUGUAAAUGUCAACCUUAACACAAUCAAAGAAACAUCAUAUCUGAAUUGAGAAUCUGCCACCUUAAGGACCUGGAAAACCAAUAUUUGAAACGUUUUUCCUGCCUGUUGAUAACAUUAAACAUGAUUUUAAUCAUUUUGGCCCAAAUAGCAAUAGGUAGGCCUAACCUUGAUUCUAGUAAAGAUAGAUAGUGAAUAUUUCGAUAACCUGCUUUGUUUUUAUCCAACAUUUAUUGCUCCAAAACCAGGUUUUUUGUAUGAACAAUAUUUGAAGAGACUUGUCAAUCUAAAGUUUUAAAUUCUCUUAUUAUGAGUAAAAUACAUGGUCUUCUCAAAAUAAUCAUUUUUGGUGGAACCUUUUUACUUCGACAUCAAAUUAUGCUCUGCAACGCUAAGAACAACUAGCAAAUAGUUUGUCUACCUUGGUCAUAGCCGAUUUCUGCGUUAAGCAGUUUCGCGACCUUGAGACUCUAGGGCAGGCUUUAGACAUCCCAGAGUGUUUUAUUUUUUGAAAGAUCGCCAUUUUGUGAAAACAUGCAAGACGAUAUUAUGCAAUUGCACAUUUAUUAUACAAAAGUUUUACCUUCUAAAACCAAUACAUUUUUUCUUUAUGGGACCAGAAAAAACAAUAGAGUGGACAAGAUAAGUUUUUGGUGUUCCUAGAGUAGUGAAUUUUGACUUUCGAGGCUUUUGAGAUGUGAAAAAAAGCAAAACUACAGGCUUAAAAAUACUGUUUUUUUAACUGGAAAUUUUUAUCACCAAACACACUUUUUCAUAUUUGAAGAAACCAGAAACAGCUAUGGUAAUCUACCAGACUUGUUAUUGAUGACCUUUGGAUUGGGAAUUUCACCUAUAACGAGGUUGCCUAAAUUGUGAAAAAAUGCAAGACUAAAGGCUUGUCAAAUAGGUCUUUUUUCGAUUUGAAGUUUUCCUUCAAAAAUUACAUUUUUUAUAUUCUUUUAAAACCAAAAAGAACCAAAUGAAGAAAAGACCAACUUGGUUUUUAGUGUUCUUUGUGUGAAGAAUUCAAGCAUUUUUCGCAUAGAGAAAAGGCUUGCUUAAAAAGAAAACUUAUAAUUACGAACCAACUUGUUUGUAAUUCAUGGGACCAGAAAAUAAAUUAACAGUGGUCCAGACUGGUUAAGAAGCGACCUUUCAGUAGAGAAUUAAGUCCUUUUGAGGUUUCUAUUUUGAUGCAAAAAGCAAACCUUAGGAAUUAUCAAAUGUUUCAUUUUUAAAAUUGAGUAUUUUUAUUCCAAAACCAUUUUUAUUUUGAUAAUGAGGCGGAAAACAACCAAGGAAUAUACCAGAUUGGUCAUUGUUAAUCGUUGUGUAGAAAUGUUAAACUUUGUCAUCAGUUUCGUUGUAUAGAGAUCAUCAUUUUUUUGCAUUACAAUGCUAAACCAAUAGUAGUCAGGCCCUCCGACGAAAGGGGGCCGGGG
Molecule: messenger RNA, 5138 nt
Organism: Rhopilema esculentum
Lineage: Eukaryota; Metazoa; Cnidaria; Scyphozoa; Rhizostomeae; Rhizostomatidae
Product: transcription initiation factor TFIID subunit 2
Biological process (GO): transcription initiation at RNA polymerase II promoter
Cellular component (GO): transcription factor TFIID complex
Molecular function (GO): chromatin binding; RNA polymerase II general transcription initiation factor activity; transcription cis-regulatory region binding
Source: RefSeq, a predicted model, not a curated record